Messenger RNA from Linderina pennispora, 2174 nucleotides. RefSeq lists its product as uncharacterized. NCBI's taxonomy places the organism in Eukaryota, Fungi, Kickxellomycota, Kickxellomycetes, Kickxellales, Kickxellaceae. Bases 73 to 1977 code for a protein of 634 amino acids. The transcript has a single exon. The record is from RefSeq and is a predicted model, not a curated record.
GUCUCGUCCUUCUUCCCUGAACUGUCGCGUUUUUUUUAUUUUUAUUUUUAUUACCUGUAUAUACAACCCGCUAUGUGGAGGUUCAGAGAGCACACGCUGUAUUCCGUACAGGGCAUACUUUUGCUCCUCCUGGCGCUGGCCCAUUUCCUGGCGUUCCUUGCAUACGCAGUCAUCGGAAACAAGCACGGGCGGCUGGUCAAAGGCAACCAGUUUCUGUACAUGUGGCUCUCGCUGCUGGGGCUGUGGCUGGACCUGCAGGCUGUGUUUGUUAUUUCGGCAUACCGCUCGACCAACCGGUAUCUGUUCUGGACACUGCAGUGGAUGGCAUACGGCAGCGCGAUGUGCAUAUUCUCGGUGCUGCUGUUAGUCGGGUAUGCGUAUUCACGUGACGGCUCAGCAGCGGUCUGGGGCCUGACAUGGCUGUUCCCGGCGGUCUGCUCAGUUGUUUAUGCGCAAAAAGCACGGCGCGGGUACCAGGUGGACCGCAUCAUGGGGAUUCCCGAGUUUAAGCCGCGGCUGGUAGACUCGCGCGGGUCGGCGCUCUUUUACAGGCUCAUGGACUAUGCCUUCCCGUGGAUUACAUGGGUGUUUGGCCUGUUCUUUGGCCUUCUACUGGUUAUUCAGGGUCUGGCGCUGGCCAAUGACCACCGGCUGUAUAAGACACCGGGAAAGCUGGUGCCGGUGCAGACGCAUAAUGGCGACUACUGGUACAAGAUGCAUGUGUGGUGCUUCGGGUACACAGAAGAGAAGCAGUCUGGCCGAGACCCGGUGUUUGUGCUGUUGACAGAGUUCGGCAUGCCCUCGACGUCGAUGAUGGGGCUGGCGCAGGGGUUUGCGGAUGCCGGGCACGCCGCGUGUAUCAUCGAUCGGCCCGGGUACGGGUGGAGCGAGCCGGGGUAUUGGGACCAGGACCCGAUAGAUGUGGUGAAGUCGAUUAACCAGGCGCUAGACAAGUAUCCGGUCAACAACCCGCUGGUGUUUGUCGGGUGGGGUGAGGGCGGCGUCUGGACGCAGCUGUACAUGCAGGUGGCCGACUACACAAAGGUAGCCGGCGUUGUGCUGCUUGAUACGCUGCCGAACCAGGAGAUUCUGCAGACGUUUGCGCUGAACAAAACCACGACGCUGCAGAAUCUGCGCAACAUGCGGUCGUCGUCGGGUGGAACUACAAAGGCGAUGACCACAGUGAACUUCAACAAGGCUAUAGAGGCUGCGGCGUCGAGGAACUUUGAGAACUGGCGGGUGGUCAGUCCGCUGGCACUGCAUCGGGCAAGGAACAGCGGGUGGGACGGAUUCCAGCCGCAGAGCUCGCUGGGCAUGCACAGGUCGCGGUUCCGCAACAACCUGUAUUACCAGGCCAAGUAUUUUGAGUACGGCGGCACUGGCGCGAAGCUCUACCAGGCAUUGCAGCCGUAUGUGAAACCAUAUACGGAUGCCGUGCUGAUUUACCACCACUGGCCGUUGCGGUGGCCGGCGCUGCAGCCGAAUUCGGGCGCCUCUGUCACUGGGCUUGCGAAGCGCGACGGCCAAGCGCCGACUGAUCCGGCCAGUUUCUCGCACCUGCCUGUGGUCAUUUUGGCGUCGGCAAAGCAGUUCAACUCUGACUGCAAGGCACAGGGCAUCAGCGACAGCGAGGAGUGCACCAAGUGGCAGGCGUUCUCGUGGUUCUACUACCGGCAGCAGAUCGAGUACCAGCAGACGCUGAGCCAGAACGCGGCACUGCUGCUGUGCACAAAGCCGGUCAGCGAGGAUAAGAGGGAUUGUGAUGUGGAUUUUGUGUGGCGGAGACCGAACUGGUUGGCGGCAGCCAUUGUCAAGCAGAUCUUCAAUCAGGUCGAGACGAACACGGCAGCAGCUACUGCCACAGCUUCUACCACAGCUUCUGAACCGACUGCGGCGACCGACGAUCGGACAGCGAGCACCAGCUCCAGUGCAUCGACAUCUUCCUCUACCGCAACCUCGGUCUCAGCUAUUGCGUAGUGUUUUAUUUAAUGCCUUCAAUGUCGCUAUAUCGACGAUUUUUUUACAUUGUGCUGGACCGCCAUCUGCUACUCAGAACCUUUAUGCCUGCAUCGGCAUUAGAGAAUGCAGGCAGCAUCGGCUUUUGGUCACGUUACUCAGUAUUUUUCAUGGGGUUUAUGCUUCACGUCUGGCCUAUUUGCGAUAGGGGAGUUACA